Molecule: messenger RNA, 702 nt
Organism: Aspergillus mulundensis
Lineage: Eukaryota; Fungi; Ascomycota; Eurotiomycetes; Eurotiales; Aspergillaceae
Product: sugar O-acetyltransferase
Exons: 3
Coding region: 1-702 (233 amino acids)
Molecular function (GO): acetyltransferase activity
Source: RefSeq, a predicted model, not a curated record
AUGGCCGCCACCGCGAAACGCCCCGAAAUCAUCGACCUCUCGCGCUCGCUGCGAGGCGUUCCCCAAUGUGAAGACUACGAGCGCAUGAUCUCGGGGAUGAUGUACAACCCCAACAAGCCGGAGCUCCUGGAAGCCCGGCACCAGUGCCGCGGCCUAACGGCAGACUACAACAACCUGGACACAAAGGCCGUGCCCUCCGAUCAGAUCUUCGACAAGCGGCUGGAGCUGCUCCGCAAGCUGGUGGGCAAGGUGGGCGACGGGACCUUCGUCGAGCCCCCCUUUCGCCCGGACUACGGCUGCAACAUCAGCAUUGGGAGCAACUGCUUCAUUAACUGGGACUUGACCGUCCUGGACACAAGCCUCGUUGUCAUCGGCGACCGUGUCCAGAUCGGCACGGGGGUGAGCAUUUUCAGUGCCGGGCACGACACCAGCGUGCUCUCGCGCCAGAAGUUUGUGGAGUUCGGACACCCUGUCUUUAUCGAGGACGACUGCUGGAUUGGAGGGAAUGUGGUGAUCCUCCCUGGGGUCAGGAUUGGCAGGGGCUCGACGGUUGGGGCGGGGGCCGUGGUGACCAAGGACAUCCCCCCGUACUCGGUGGCGGUGGGCAGCCCUGCGCGUGUGAAGAAGACCAUCCAGUCGGUGGAGGAGGAGGAGCAGGAUCCGAAUAAUCCCUAUCGGAACCUGGUCCGUGAGGAUCGCUAG